AUGAAUUCUCCUGCUAUGCGCAAGAAGAAGGAUGACUUCGGUGCAGGUCUCAAAAUCGCCAAGCAGAACAUCGCACCGGAGGAGCAUCCUGCUGGCCCUCCGAAAUAUGGCGAAUUGAACCAGGCCGAGCGAGCCUUUACGCUGGCUUCGACAUUCCUCUCCGGCGUUCUUGCCAUCAGCGCGUCCCAAGUCCUAGGAGCGCCACUCAAACUCAUUGACCCCGUCUUUUACGAGGGAUACAUGGCAUACACCAAAGAAUGCUUUGCGAUUCUCGUGACAUGCCUGACGCAGUGGUGGGCACCCACUGUGGUCAGGGUCAGCGGAGACUCAAGCAUGAUUGGCCAGUUGAUUAAGACGAAAGACGGAAGCCUCAAAUGCAACUUUUCAGAGCGUCUAGUGCUCAUGGCGAAUCACCAGCUUUACACGGACUGGCUUUACCUCUGGUGGAUUGCCUAUACGAAUGGUUUACAUGGUUUUGUCUACAUCAUUCUUAAGGAGUCGCUGAAGAACGUCCCGAUCAUCGGCUGGUCCGCGCAGAUGUACAACUUCAUUUUCCUUGCGAGGAACUGGGAAGAAGACCAACAGCGUUUCAAAAAGGCACUGUCCAAGCUCAGCAACCCGAAGGAUCCAAUGUGGCUGAUCAUCUUUCCGGAAGGGACAAACCUGUCUGCAUCAACCCGCGAGCGGAGCAAGAAGUGGGCGGCUAAGAACGGGCUCGAAGAUAUGAAGCAUCAACUCCUUCCUAGAAGCACAGGUCUGAAGUUCUGCUUGAAUGAACUCAAGGACAGCACAGAAUGGCUAUACGACUGCACGAUCGCAUACGAAGGAGUUCCGCCUGGUCAGUUCGGACAGGACAUCUUCACGCUACGUUCUUCGUUCUUCGAAGGGCGACCUCCAAAGUCUGUCAACAUGCACUGGCGUCGCUUCCAUAUUUCCACUAUACCAAUUCACAACACCAAGGCGUUUGAAGUCUGGCUGCGCAACCGCUGGCGAGAGAAGGAUUACAUGCUAGAGUACUUCCAACGUCACACCCGAUUUCCGGCUGAAGAGUUUUGGAAAGAUCAUCUCGACGUCGGCGACCGUAGCUCACAGAGCGAUAAACAAACCAUCCGUACCAGGCCUCGCCCUGCGGUCCAGAUAGAAACCGAGGUCAAGUCGGCGAACUGGAACGAUUUUGUCAAGAUUUUUGCGCCAAUUACGGGUGUCAUGACGGCCAUGUCUGUAGCGUACGGGGCAUCACCAGGCGACCUAAUUCCUGGCGGGGAAAAGUUCUUCGGGCAAAUGAUGAAAUCUGUUCUCAGCGGCGGUGACCUGAAGGGUCUGCCAAGCCCCGACGAGCUCGAGAAGAUGAUAGAGGGCGCAGCGAAGAUUGGCGCCAAUCAAGCCGCUAGUCCUGAGAAUAGGGGUCGCGUGCAACACCUGACACAAGAGAAUCUCGCUAAGCUGGUUAAGGAGACAGCGAUCAAGGAGGGUGUGGUACUGCCAGGUGGCAGAAGGGCGAGCACAGCUUUACCCCGGGCUCCGACAAGGACUUUGGCGACAUCGACGGCUCCCAGAGCGAACAGUGCAGUGGGACCAAGUGGUGCAAGAAGACCUGCGGCAACGCCAGCAGCGAAGCCGAAACCCGCCGCCAAGCCACAAGAAAUGCGGGAAGUUAAGCUUGCCUCCGGGGUUACCAUCAAGAUUCCCAAGCCUGAAGUAGAGAAAGCAAAGGACACCGGAACUAUCACAACCGCGAACGGUCUCAAGAUCAGGGUCGGCAAGAAAGAAAUCGAAGCAGCGGAACAGAAGAAGGGCACUACGUUCAUGACUUCUUCUGGCGUUCCCAUCAAGAUCAGUCCAAGCGGCGCACUUAAUGUAGGACAGAAGCAACAAACGACCAACGCCACACCGUCGGCCCCUGCCAAACCAAAGUAUGUGUUCAAACCAAGCACCAACCUGCCGACCAAUACAUCCGCGCCGAAAGCCGGCGGAGCUACAUCAGCAAUGAAAAAGCCUGCCCCGGCAAAUGGUGCUGUCAAGAAAUCUGUCUCAGUCCCAACGAAGAAGCCAGCAGCCACACCAACGGCGCCAGGGAAACCAACCAAGAAGACCACGUGA
Messenger RNA from Paraphaeosphaeria sporulosa, 2100 nucleotides. Its product is annotated as acyltransferase-domain-containing protein. NCBI's taxonomy places the organism in Eukaryota, Fungi, Ascomycota, Dothideomycetes, Pleosporales, Didymosphaeriaceae. Bases 1 to 2100 code for a protein of 699 amino acids. The record is from RefSeq and is a predicted model, not a curated record. The transcript has 2 exons. Gene Ontology annotation, cellular component: endomembrane system. Gene Ontology annotation, molecular function: acyltransferase activity.